Molecule: messenger RNA, 1854 nt
Organism: Teleopsis dalmanni
Lineage: Eukaryota; Metazoa; Arthropoda; Insecta; Diptera; Diopsidae
Product: protein C12orf4 homolog
Exons: 7
Coding region: 182-1813 (543 amino acids)
Cellular component (GO): cytoplasm
Source: RefSeq, a predicted model, not a curated record
CACUAAUGUUUAUGCAGAUAUUCUAUUGCGUAAAUAGCGGGUGGCAUCACUUUAUUUAAUUUAAAACAGCUGAUUGAAUGUUUUUGUGGGUGUAUCAUUAACAAAUUGUUUUGAUACAAAUUAAGAAACUUAUUAACGGAAAUAGUUGCAGCAAGCAACAAAUUUGUAAAAUUGUGAUAAUAUGGCUGAAUUAAAUAUUACAACAUUUACUUACAAAUAUAAAGGACAUGAUGGGAAAGACUUAGAAGUAGCUCUUGAUAUUACCUUGCCGUAUGAGAAUGAAAGCUUGGAAGAGUUAGUAACACAACUAUUGGGACAAAUGGAUCCUAUGAUGCGAUAUUUAGAUGAAAACGAAGCACUUGCAGUAUCGUUAAAAAAAUUUAUUGAUGAGGAAAAUCAAAAGUACUUGGACAAUUAUGCCGCUAAUCUAAUAUCAAAAGUAAGUAACGAGGAAUUAGACUUAGAAAAGGUUAUACGUGACGUAGAACGCCACUAUAAGGAAGAACUAAUACAAUUUGCAGACCGCAUAGGUCCAACAGAUGAAGACAUUUUUGCGCAAAGUUUUCACAGAUUGGUCCAUUCAUCCUCAUUAGAAGAAAUACUCAAACGUGAGCGUAGUUAUGCAAAAGUGAUUGCUGAUAUGACGAAUCAAAUGGACUUAGAAGUAGAAACGUUAAACUCUUCACAUCAAGAUGAAAUGGAAUCACAAAUUAAUCAAUUAGACAUAACUACAACUUCGGAAGAUAUAAAUAAUUUAUUAGCUCAACAAUACUUGACGCAAAAUUAUGUACGUCAGCGUUAUGAAUCUGAACUACAAGCAAAAAAGGGUCAUCAGAAAAAUGAAUAUCGUAACUGGAUAACAAGUCAGGUUAGCCAAAUAUUUCAAACAUCACCAGUGGCUACACCACUCGGAAAUCGUUCGUCAAUGUUUGUGUCGCAACAACCGUCAAUGGAGGAAAGCUUUACCAUACAUUUAGGUUCACAAUUAAAACAUAUGCAUAAUAUAAGAAUUCUCAGUGCAAAUGUUACUGACUUAUGUAGUCCUUUGCACAUUGAUGAGAGCCUCAAUGGUUUAAAUAUGGCUUUGGGACUUUAUUCCAGUUCACUUUGUGGUGUUGUAGUAUUGACACCAUCUCUACAAGCACAGGUUAAUAAAAAUAUUAUUAAAAAUGCAAAUAUGUCUACAGAAUUCCAUUUUGAUCAGAUCGAUGAUCAGUUGGAAAAAAUUGAAAAAGAAAUUCAUAUUUUAAAUAUUGAUGAUUCGAAUACACCUAGUACAAAUAGUACGAUUAGCACCGAAAUAACGAGCACUCCAGCUAGUAGCAUAAGUAAUGGUAGUCUUAAUUCUACUCCUACUAAAACUUCUAAAAAUAAACUUAAAACUGGUGAUUUUUUUAUAACGAAACACUCAAAUCUUUCCCAGUCACACGUUAUAUUUCAUUUAAUAUCAGACGAACCCGUCAAUAGUACAAGUGACAUUAAUUCCAGACAUCCUGUCAUAUUGGGUUUACGCAACAUCUUAAAAACUGCGAGCAGACACGAUGUCACUACUUUAACAAUACCCGCUUUGCUGCGGCACGAAAUGUCAGAGAGCAUGACAGUGCAAUGGUGCAUGCGGCGUGCAGAGUUAGUUUUUAAAUGCGCUAAAGGUUUCAUGAUUGAAUCCGCUUCUUGGGGUGGAGCCGAACUAAGUACUCUGCAACUUCUUUUACCACACGAUAUUUCGGAAGAGCUGUUUACUACAUUAGCAGGAAUGGUACCCAAUGUUUUUCGUGUUGCUAAUCCUAAAAUUCUAGUAGAUAAUCAUAAGUAAUAUUUCUUAGACUAUGGUAAAUAUUAAUCACAUGCAUUAAG